Molecule: messenger RNA, 246 nt
Organism: Diversispora eburnea
Lineage: Eukaryota; Fungi; Glomeromycota; Glomeromycetes; Diversisporales; Diversisporaceae
Source: the annotation of a GenBank genome assembly
AUGAGUUCUAAAUAUCUUGUAUUUUCUUUGUUUUUCUUAAUCUUCGUUUCUGUCGUUUCUUCUGAUUGUGUCCCUACCACAUAUCAACGUCCUGUAGGACUUCCACAAGGAUGUGUAUGUACCGAUGUUUAUGAAUGUAGUCCUACUGGUGAUACCUGUUCAUAUGGCUAUCGAGACUCUCGCGCGGAGUGCGGGGCUUUGAAAUGUCCACCAGAAAAAAGAAGAUUGUUGCAGGAAACUUUGUAA